This is a messenger RNA of Psammomys obesus (fat sand rat), 2315 nucleotides long. It is a transcript of the gene Fastkd3, whose product is annotated as FAST kinase domains 3. Gene Ontology annotation, molecular function: RNA binding. NCBI's taxonomy places the organism in Eukaryota, Metazoa, Chordata, Mammalia, Rodentia, Muridae. The transcript has 7 exons. Gene Ontology annotation, biological process: mitochondrial RNA processing; regulation of mitochondrial mRNA stability. The record is from RefSeq and is a predicted model, not a curated record. Gene Ontology annotation, cellular component: ribonucleoprotein granule; mitochondrial matrix. Bases 98 to 2065 code for a protein of 655 amino acids.
GACAGUGUUAGCGGACGGACGAUCCCAGGGCUCGGAAGCUCCGUGUGUGUCCCGAGCGCGGCUCGGAUCCGCUCGGCAAAGUUGUGAAUCUGAUGGCAUGGCGUUAAUCACCCUGCGGAGAAACUUUUGUCAUAUACCUGGAGCUGUGGCCACGCUGAAAACUCACCCUGCCAAUCAUGUCCAAAAGGGAGUCAAAGAUCGUCUCCGUGUUUUGUCCUGUUGCCUACAACCUGAGCUGUUCAGGAUCAGAUUCCAUCAUGCCUACUGUAAAAACUUCCAUUCAGAGAACGGAAAUGACCUUCAUCCAGUUGCUGAGCCGUGGUUCUCUCAAGUACAGGAAUGGAACCAGCUGGAACAGAGUCUUAAAAACGAGGAUGAAGAGAUCCUUUACGGGAGACUAAACAGCUACACCUCCCCAGAGGAAGUGUUGAGCUUCGUAAGUACACUGGACACUCUGCCUGUCACUCUGGCAGCAGCAGCUUUGCUCAAGAUCUGUGAGGUGGGGAAGAGAGAUGGUGAGCAAAGGCUGCCAAACGGAAUCCUGGAGAACCGAAUCUUCCAAGCUCUAUGCCUUCGGUGUGAGCAGAAUCCCUCGCACCUGACCAAUGCUGCUCUAGUGACAGUUCUGCAGUCUCUGCCUGUGUUGCCUGUGGAUCCUCAAAGUAGCCUGAUGCUGAGCCUCAUGGCAGAAUGCCAGAGUCGUCUCCGAAGGGGCAGCCUGGAAGUCCACCAUCUUUGUGUUCUUGGGGAAAGUCUGGCUAGACUUCAAGGUCCAAGUUGUGAGACUCUGGAACUGGUCCUCAGUCAGCUGCAAAGUGAAAAUUUGGAAAUGUUUGCCCCACAGGAUAUUGUGGCCAUUUAUAGAAUCCUGCAGGCGUGUUCUGAAAAGAUAGACAAACAUCAGUCCUUUUUAGACAAAGUGAACAGCUUUGCCCUUUCAAUAGUUUCCUGUCUGAGCCCUCAGUCCAUUAGCCAAGUGCUUACUGCGUUGGUGGUUCUUAACCAGACUCAUGCACUUCCACUGGUUAUCAAGUUGGGUAAGCACAUGGUGAGAUACAUCCCUCGUUUUACUAAUGAAGAACUCCGGAAGAUCUUGGAGGGGUUAGUAUACUUUGGACACAAUGACAGGUUUCUCAUUGAGGCUUUAGAGCAACACGUAGCUGCCCUGAGCUUCUCCUUGGACCCUGAUUUUGCCAGCACCGUGAUGGAGUACUGCAGUAGAAAGCGGGUUCUUUCCAAGCCCAUCUUCGAUGCAGUUGCAGAGACUUUUGUCUCCAAGUCAGAAAAACUUUCACCUAGUCAGAUUUCUGAAUUAAUUGAACCAUUUGGAAAACUCAAUUAUUUGCCACCAAAUGCUCCUGCUCUGUUUAGGAAGGUAGAAAAUGUGCUAUUUGUUCAUUUACAUAGUUUUCCACCAAAAAUGCUAUUGAGACUUCUGCAUUCAUGUUCGCUGAUUGAACGCCAUCCAGUUAAUUUUAUGUCAAAAAUAUUCAGUCCAUUUUUUCUUCAGAAGCUGCAAGGUAAAGAGUCAUAUUUGGACAGGUUGAGCCUGGCACAGCUGACCCAGCUUUUCCUCACCUCAGUCCUAGAGUGUCCUUUCUACAAGGGCCCCAAACUUCUUCCUAAAUACCAAGUGACGUCAUUCCUCACUCCAUGCUGCUCCCUAGAAACCCCGGUGGAUCUCCACCUCUACAAGUCUGUGGUGAUUGGACUAAUUGAUCUGUUAGGAUCAAGAUCGUAUUUUGCUUCAAAAGUGUUGACGCCCUAUUGUUACACCAUAGAUGUUGAAAUUAAAUUAGAUGAAGAUGGAUUUGUAUUGCCCUUUACAGUGGAUGAGGAUAUCCAUAAAAGGGUGGCACUGUGCAUCGAUGGGCCGCAGCGAUUUUGCUCUGACAGUAAACACUUACUCGGAAAAGAGGCUAUUAAACAAAGACACCUGCGGUUACUUGGUUACCAGGUUGUUCAGAUUCCCUAUCAUGACCUGGAGCUGCUUACAUCGCGGCUGGAACUGGUGGAAUACUUACAGAGAAAGAUGUUUUCUCAAAACACCACUGUCCAUUGGUAACGAGGGAAACUGGCUUCAGGAUUCAGAGUGAAAAAGCUUGUAUUUGUAAGAAAAACAGUUUAAUCUGUGAAUUAGCCACUAUAUGGAAAUAUGUUUACAGACGUGGGAUCUGAAAAGGGUCUGUGGUUUUCCUUAUACCAUGUAUAUGUGAAUGGUGGUAAAUUUAAAAUUAACCUGAAACUAGUGUCAUAGAUGCUUUCACCGCAUCGCACAGGAUCAUUCAAAUACAAUAAAGCACUGUAACGAGUAA